Messenger RNA from Mauremys reevesii (Reeves's turtle), 2638 nucleotides. It is a transcript of the gene PDC, whose product is annotated as phosducin. Lineage: Eukaryota; Metazoa; Chordata; Testudines; Geoemydidae. The coding region runs from base 20 to 769 and encodes 249 amino acids. The record is from RefSeq and is a predicted model, not a curated record. Gene Ontology annotation, biological process: regulation of G protein-coupled receptor signaling pathway. The transcript has 3 exons.
AGCCAAUUGAGUAACAGUUAUGGAAGAGCAAAAAAGUGCCAGUUUGGAACAAGAUUUUGAAGGGCAGGCUACUCAUACAGGGCCCAAAGGCGUGAUCAAUGACUGGAGAAAGUUUAAAUUAGAAAGUGAAGACAGAGAUUCCCUCCCUUUGAGCAAGAAAGAGAUCCUCAGACAAAUGUCUUCGCCACACAGAUCUCUCAGUAAAGAUGAUAAAGACACCAGAGAGAGAUUCAGUCGUAAGAUGAGUAUGCAGGAGUAUGAGCUCAUCCAUGAGGAGCAAGAGGAUGAAAGUUGCCUACGAAAAUACCGCAAACGCUGCAUGCAGGAUAUGCAUCAGAGGCUGAGCUUUGGGCCCAGAUAUGGCUAUCUGUAUGAGCUGCAGAAUGGAGAACAGUUCCUGGAAGUCAUUGAAAAAGAGCGAAAAACUGUCAUGGUCAUUGUUCACAUUUAUGAAGAUGGCAUCAAGGGCUGCGAGGCACUAAACAAUAGCUUAACUUGCCUUGCUGCAGAAUACUCCACAAUGAGAUUUUGUAAGAUAAAGGCAUCUAACACAGGUGCUGGAGACCGCUUUUCAACUGAUGUGCUCCCAACCCUGCUUGUCUACAAGGGUGGGGAGCUUUUGAGCAAUUUUAUUAGUGUUACUGAACACUUCAGUGAGGAAUUUUUUGCUGUGGAUGUGGAAUCUUUCCUACAUGAGUAUGGGCUGCUACCCGAAAAAGAGAUUCCAGCACUUGGAAAUGGCAAUACAGAUGAUCAAGAUAUUGAAUAAUUGGAGAGGGAUAUAGCCCUUCGUUAUCUCCUAUUUCUCCAUAUAUUGCCAUUGGAUCUCAGCAGAACCCAUGAUCAUUUAGAGAAGCCUGUGUGUGCUCAUUACUUUAUAUGUAAGAGAUACAUAUAUAAAUAUUUCUUAACCGUCAGUAUGUGAAUUUUAUUUAAAGCACAUCUAACAGCCCUAUACAUAUGUUUCCAUGGAAUCUACAGUAAUAACAUUAGGAGAAAAUACAGGUGAUGAUCUUUAUAAAAUUAGUAAUAGGUUUUAAAUUAGAUACAGGUCUUAAAAGGUAAGUUAGGCACUAAUCCUGUACCCAUUAAAGCCAAAAGGUUAGCAUCUAAUUUCAGUCAGAACAGAAUAAGGCCCUUCUAAACUCCUUCCUCAGUGUAUUCUGCACCAAUGCACAUGUGCAGAAUUUAUGUUGCUGCAGAUUUUUUUUGCUUCCCUACAGAAAAAUGAUUUUCUAAUGGGGAAGUGACAAGUGCGGUCACGUAACCCUCCCCCAUAGUAUGUUUCGGGUGCUGACAGAGGUAAAUCACUGUGGGGCGGGACUGGGGAAGAGCCAGUUGGUGGCUCCUACCCUGUGCUGGGCUCAGCUGCUAGUCUCGGCUGGCAUCCAGGUCUGGGUCAGACCCACCCCCAGAUUUGUCCCCAGGCUGUAGGAAGCUCUGCAAAUUCCAUCCCGCACCCCCACCAGUGCUUCCUGGACCCAUCACUCCUCAGCUGCAGGGGGAGGGAUCCUGUACAGGGAGCUGCUCCCCCAUCUGCCCAACCCCUGUGCACCCAGAUCCCCUCAUACCCAGACCCUCCCGCAGAGCCUCACCCUCCUCCUCUGGACCCAGAACCCUUCCUGACAAGCCCCACUUCCCCUGUAGCUGGACUAUCUCAAUGAGCCACCUGCACCAGGAUUCACACCCCUCUGAGCCCCAAGCAGCUGCAAUUGUAUCCCCACCCCACUCCCCCAGCAUCUAGAUUCCUCCACUGAGCCUCCUAGACCCACCUGCCAAGCUCUAUCCUCCCCACGCCAACACCCCCCCGCUAAGCCCCAACCACCUUCACCUGGAUCCCCCUGCAGCAUCCCAUUACCAUUGCACCCAUAACCCCCCCAACAAGCCCCUGUGCAGCCAGAUGCCUGCACACGCAGAUCCCCCAGUGAGCUGCCCACACCCAGAUUGCCCCACACAGAACCCUCUCAACCCACACUAAGCCCUUGGACCCUGCAGGGCUGAGCCUGCCUGCAUCUGGCACAGAGGGGCAGGCCCUGGGGUGUUUCUAGGGCAGGCCUGGUCCUUAUGCUGUAUGAAAGUUGGAUGCAGGCUCACCGCUGAUUCCAUGUUCAGGAGGAGCUGCAGAGUGAGCUGUGCUUCCUAAUGCCAUGCUGGAACUUCCACAUUUGUUUAACAAAUAACAUUUGCAGAAUUUUUAAUUUUUUGGCACAGAAUGCUCUCAGGAGUAGUAUGUGUGUGCAUGGGUGAGGAGACACACCCUACACAUCUACAGCAAAGAAGGGACUAUAUGCAAGAUCACCACCUGACUGAAGUCACUUGCAAAACUCCCAUUGAUUUCAGUGGGGCCAGAAUUUCUCCCAAUAAUGUUAAAGAUAAAUCAGUAUUUGGGCUGUGAAUGUUCACAGGUUACAUACGUAAGAAAUAUAGGUCACACUGUUAAAUAUUUUGUUUUGUAUUUAACUUUUGAUAAUUGUGAAAAUAUGGAUUAGUUCAUUGCUGAAACAAGAGCUCCUCUUGAGAAAAUAAUAUCACACAUACUUUAACCUCUUUGUUAAUGCAAACUUUAUCAGCUGCUUUCCAGUAUGGUGUUGUACCAUGGUCUGACCAUUGAAGUUAAUUAUUUAAAACAUUUGUGAUU